Naegleria lovaniensis is the source of this 1698-nucleotide messenger RNA. RefSeq lists its product as uncharacterized. The record is from RefSeq and is a predicted model, not a curated record. The transcript has a single exon. Bases 1 to 1698 code for a protein of 565 amino acids. Lineage: Eukaryota; Heterolobosea; Eutetramitea; Acrasida; Naegleriidae.
AUGUCUGGUUCAUCGUCGGAUGAUGAGUUUGAGCUGACAUACUCAACUCAAACCAAUAGUGUUGAUGAGGCAGUGGUUGGAAAAAUCUCAAACAAUUCGGACCAUUGGGAUCAUGAUAAUGGUGGUUCAGCUCAUCACCUAGACAAAAAGACUGUACACAACAACCUUCAUGAAGAUAGUAACCAUCAUAGCAGCCCCACUCAUUCAGCAGCGGCUCAUCAACCAACAACAUCACCCCAUCACAACAACACCAAAGCGGACGAACACAAUGAACAUCAUGGAAAGAUGCAUCAUGAAACCAACAACAGCUCUCAAGAAUUUGCUCCACAGCCAACCUUCAACGAAGCAAGGACUGUUACUCUUUCCACAACCAGCUCUAGCACUGAACUCAGGUCUAGGAGCAGUUCAACUACAUCAAACUCAUCAUCGUCUACAACCUCAUCUUCGGUGUUGUCAAGUGGAGAGCAAAAAAGGUCUUCACUCAGAACAGCUGAAAAUGGCGAAAUAACAAUUGACAUGAUUCAACAAAACAUCAAACUGCAAAAACAAUUGAUUGAAAAAUCUUUGAAAGAAAAGGAAAAACUCAAAAAAGAGAAAGAGAAGGAAGAGUUAAUCCAAGGCAAUAUUGAUUAUUGGCAUCAUACUAUUAUGCCACACAUAGAAAAAUUUGGAUGUAUUGAUAAGACUAUGUAUAAAAAGUGGUACAGAAACGGAAUACCCAGCCCACUAAGAAGCAAAAUAUGGCCAAUGUCUGUCGGAAAUGAGCUACAAAUUACACCAGAACUUUAUGCAAUUUUGAAGGAUAAGAGAAAUAUUCCUACCAAUUUUGAAAAACAAUCAUCAUCUAUUGACUUGAUUCAGGUAGAUCUAUCAAGAACAUUUCCAGCAUUACAAUUUUUCCAAUAUCCUGACGGUCCUUAUUAUCAACCAUUCAAAACAAUUUUGGAAUGCUACUCAAAGUUCAGACCUGAUAUUGGUUAUGUACAAGGAAUGAGCUACAUUGUCGCUACUCUUUUACUUUAUAUGGAUGAGUACGAUGCUUUCGUUUGUUUUUGCAAUUUGCUACACAGAUCUAAGUGCAAUUCCAAUCCAUUAGCGAUGAGUUUGGUUGGAACACCCGCCGGAGCGGCCGCCACCUCUGCAACAACAUCCUCCUCAUCUGCUUCCUCGAUUGUAUCCUCCUUAUUGUUUGGUCCAAAGAAGAGAACGGCUGCAUUUACGGCCAAUUAUCACACUUUAUACAGCAGCAACCACUUCAUUCCAUUCUUUAGCAUGAACACAGAUUAUAUUGAUAAGCAUGUGAAAUUUGUGCGAAUAUUAUUAAGGGAACAUCAUAUGCCGCUCUACAAACACAUGGUAGAGGAGUUGAAAAUUGAAUUUUCUGUCUUUAUCAUCGAUUGGUUCAUGACUCUGUUCAGCAAGUCUCUUCCAUUAGAUGUUGUUGCAAGAAUUUGGGAUGGCUAUCUGGUUCAUGGCCGUUUGUACCUAUAUUCAUGCACUAUUGGUAUUUUAAUCUAUUAUCAGCAAGAAUUGCUUCAUGCAGACUAUGAAAGAAUAAUGUACUUUUUGACACAUCUCUCAGCCGCCACAAAUCAAUUCCAAGAUCUUGAUAUUGUUUCCUUAUUUUCCAUCAUUAAUGUUGAUUGUAGACUAAGCGACAGAAGAAUCAACAAGUACAUUAGAAUGAUGGAAAAAUAA